This is a messenger RNA of Oncorhynchus tshawytscha (Chinook salmon), 2318 nucleotides long. Its product is annotated as protocadherin-16. Gene Ontology annotation, biological process: homophilic cell-cell adhesion. The record is from RefSeq and is a predicted model, not a curated record. Gene Ontology annotation, cellular component: plasma membrane. The transcript has 2 exons. Gene Ontology annotation, molecular function: calcium ion binding. NCBI's taxonomy places the organism in Eukaryota, Metazoa, Chordata, Actinopteri, Salmoniformes, Salmonidae. Bases 434 to 2296 code for a protein of 620 amino acids.
AGCUUUGCAACUAGACGCUCCAGUAACUGUUAGUGUGGAUGCUGUCCCGAUUCCCGAGAAGUUGAUAACGUUCUGACUACAAAAUUGAAACCAAAGAAAGGAAACGUUCGCGGAAAAAGUUUUUUUGAAUUGCAUAUCCCUCGUUACCUGUACCUGAUAGGGGACAGAAGCAAUCACAAGAGGAGGUUGCUGGAGGGAAAACGCAUUCACCAUCCAAAAGGAUACAUUCUAAAGGAUACCGCUUUGUCUUUCUGAAAUGGAUAUAAUUUAGUGUUUUAAAAAAAAAAAUAAUUUAGAUUUGUAAUCUAUCUUUUUUACUCCACAAGGGAUUCGUUUGAAGAAGCGACCGUUAAUAGUUGGGAUAUUUGCUAACAGACGUGCGCUCAAAGAGGCAGAGAAGAAGCAGAUGAAUGUUUAGGAAGAAGCCAUCAGAAUGAAGACCGAGGCCAAGGGUUUGGGGCGGUCUAUGUCGAGGUCGCUGCAGGAUGAGGGCCGGUGGAGCCGAGGGGUCCUGCUGCUGGCCUACAUCGUCCUGGAGCUGAUCACCGUCCACUCCUCCACCGUCCUGGGGAACCUGGAGCUCCAGCUGGACGAGGAACAGCCAGCCGGGACCAUCGUAGGGGACAUCAGCGCUGGGUUACCGCCUGGCGUCACCGCAAGUCUUUACUUCAUAUCAGACCAUGAGGGCACCGGGGUGGGGAGUGACCUGGACAUAGAUGAGAGCACGGGCAUCAUCAAGACAGCCAAGGUGUUGGACCAUGAGCUGAGGGACCGGUACAACUUCAUUGCCGUGACUAUGACGGGCUUGACCAUUGAAGUGACAAUCACGGUGAAUGACAUCAAUGACCACGCUCCCACGUUCCCCCGGAGGAGAGCGGCGUUCAAGAUCCCGGAGAUGACGGCAGUGGGAACCAGGUUCCCCCUAGAGCCGGCGGUGGAUGGGGACAAGGGCCAACUGACUACCCAGGGAUACCUCAUCAAAGACGGGAACCCCGGCCAGGCUUUCCUCCUGGAGACCCGGAGAGGAUCAAACCAGGUUCUCUAUCUGGAUCUGGUGGUCAACACUCUUCUGGACAGUGAGACCAGACCGUCUUAUACUUUAUCCCUGGAGGCGUUCGAUGGAGGCUCCCCUAAGAGGACUGGUCAGAUGGUGCUAGAUGUGAUGGUUCAGGAUAUCAAUGACAACGUUCCAGUCUUCAACCAGAGUCGCUACCACGCCAUUAUCUCAGAGAAUCUACAGCCGGGUAGCAACAUUCUCCAAGUCUUUGCCUCUGACGCUGACCAGGGAGACAACGGCCUUGUUCUCUAUGAGAUCAACCGCAGGCAGAGCGACCCAGAGCACUACUUCAUAAUCGACUCGCGGAUGGGUGUCAUCACGCUCAACAAGCCGCUGGACUUUGAGAUGCGGAGGGUCCACGAGCUUGUGGUCCAGGCGAGGGAUAACGCCACGCAGCCCGAGGUUACCAAUGCCUUCGUCACAAUCCACGUCCGGGACUACAAUGACAACCAGCCCACCAUGACCAUCAUCUUCCUCAGCGAAGACGGCUCCCCACAGAUCUCCGAGGGCGCCCAGCCUGGCCAGUACGUUGCACGCAUCUCCGUCACCGACCCGGACUACGGAGAAUACGCCAAUGUCAACGUCUCCUUGGAAGGAGGGGACGGGAAGUUUGCCCUGACCACCAAGGACAACAUAAUCUACCUGAUGUGUGUGGACCAGAUCCUGGACCGAGAGGAGAGGGACACAUACGAACUCAGGGUGAUGGCUACAGACGCAGGCACCCCUCCUCUCAGGGCUGAGUCCUCCUUUACGAUACAAGUCACUGACGUUAAUGACAACCCUCCUCUGUUUGAUCAGCAGGAGUACAGGCAGGCAAUACCUGAGGUGGUGUUCCCAGGGAGCUUCGUGUUGCAGGUCACGGCGAGGGACAAUGACCAGGGGCCCAAUGGAGACAUCACAUACAGCCUCCUCCAGGAUGGCCAGGCCGGCCAGGAUGAGAACCAGGCCCAGUGGUUCACCAUCGACCCAGUAACAGGGAUAAUCACCACGCUCUCCCAGCUGGAUUACGAGUCGCAGCCCAGGCCAAGUGUGACUGUGGUGGCUACAGACGGAGGGAGGCCUUCCCUGUCCUCCACAGCUCUGGUCCAUGUGGUACUACAAGAUAUUAAUGACAACGAACCUGUGUUCGGUAGCAACUUCUACAACGUAUCCAUCAAGGAGAACACGGCUGCUGGGUCCUGCAUCCUACAGGUAGGACAUUGUCUAUUCUGUUUUUCUAGUCAACCUGUCGACAGAUGAAUCUCGCGUGCGAAAGUUAACU